CAUUGUUCUCCAGUUAACCUUUGAAAGCGGUGACCUCCUACACAUUAUUUACUCUUGUGUCAUGAUUGAUCGAUAAAUACUCCAGUUUCAUAAAAUUCUGAACUCUUGACCUUCCUCAGAGACUGUGUUACCAGUAAACCACAUCCUCGAGUACAUAGAGAUCAUUUCUCAACCCAGAAACGUAGUCCAUUCCAACUUUUUUAAACGGAAACCAGAUCUAUUUUCAUCUGAAUUUCGAUAUUGCUGCGAUGCUUGCUAAUUACAUGUUAUCAUGUCCUACUGUCAAAACAAGAUGUCCUUUCUUUGUCCGGAAUUAUUAAUGGAGAGUUUUCACUCUCGGAAGGCAACUGUGAGAUUCAGAGAUUUCAUCUUUCGAGGUUUAUGACCUUUGGUAAAAAUUGUAAUUAAGCUAGGCUUAAAUUUUAUCAGGAAAUAAAUAUUCUAUUUCAUUCAUUGUGUACGAAUCGCUUUUAUCAUUUUCGAGAACAAUACAGCGGUCAGAAGGGCACAUAAAGUAUUUAUACUAAAUUGAAGUUGACAUCAAACGCAUUUAAUUUUGUAAUCUGUUCAGUAUUCGAUUCAAUAGCACUGUCGUGAAAAAUACGAUCCAAAGUGUUUUCAGCCCAUUUCAGUCAACGCAAGGUCGGUUGUUUGAAAUCCUGUUUAAAUACAGACGACUGAAGACACAUUAGAAACGGGGAAAUUGUUUGAAAGCCUAAAAUGGUUAAAUUACGAUGCAGAGUUGGGAGCGUUUCACAUUUUCGCACGGCUUAAAUUAAAAAGAUCUCUCGAGGCAACCAUCCAAUCGGGCGCCGUAUGCGUUCGUUGGCAGGUCCUUUGCAAAUAAAUCGCAAUGAAUUAUUCAGAUCGCAUAAAUAUACACACUUAGUACCCGACUGCAUUUUGGCAAGAUGAAUAAUGGCUAGUGGAGGAGUUUAUGCAGAAACCUUGGAGUUACCUAAAGUCCCUGACUCUAUCAUAUCCGGGAGUUCCUUCAUUAAAUGGGACGAUGACUCUGGGCUAGCACAGACAUGCACAUUAAAGAUCGACUCGAAUGGGUACGUUUUAUUUUGGAAAUUCGAGGAGAAAGCGGAGACUGACUUGCUCGAUGUCAUUCAGAUCAACGAUGUUCGAACGGGAAAAUAUGCUCGAAUGCCAAAGGAUUCCAAGGUGAAAGAGUUGAUAAAAUCUAAGCUAUCAUCUUCUGAGAACCUCGAGGAUCACUGCAUUACCGUUCUUUAUGGACCCAAUUUUGUGGAAACAAAUGCAGUGAACUUUGUUGCGUCCAGUGUUGAAGAUGCCAAGCUAUGGUUCGACUGUCUUAUGUCGUUUUGCCAGCACGUUUUACCAGCCAACGCGAGUCCGCUCAAUUUUCUUGAAAAACAUUACACCAAGCUGAUGGUGCAGGCAAAUCCUGAUGGAUCUAUUCCAGUCAAACUCAUUACGAAAUACCUUGCAAGCGCUAAAGAUGAUAAAAAGAAGGUUUAUGACACGUUGCAAUCUCUUGGAUUGGCAAGUAGAAAGGAUGAUGCAAUCCAAAUAUCUGACUUUACAUUGGACACGUUCUUGUUAUUCAUGAGCCGAAUUUGUAAUAGGCAAGACAUAGAUAAGAUAUUUACUGAAAUAGGUGCAAAAAAGAAGCCAUAUUUAACUGUAGAUCAAUUUGUUGUCUUUCUUAAUCAAUAUCAACGAGAUCCUCGCCUGAAUGAAAUCCUUUUCCCCUACUACGAUACGGAACGAGCUAUGAAUUUAAUUUCAACAUACGAACCAAAUAAACAAUUUUCAGCGAAAGGUCAUCUCUCAGUACAAGGUUUCACCCGAUAUUUAAUGAGUGAACACAACACAGUGAUCAACAGCGAUCGUCUGGCUCUGCAUCAGGACAUGAACGCUCCGCUUUCUCAUUACUUCAUCAACUCGUCACACAAUACCUACCUCACAGGUCAUCAGUUAACGGGCAAGUCUUCGGUUGAGAUUUAUCGUCAAGCUCUCAUGUCUGGCUGUAGAUGCAUUGAGCUGGAUUGUUGGGAUGGAAAAUCAGAAGAUCAAGAACCCUGUAUUACUCAUGGAAUGACUUUGUGCACUGAAGUCUCGUUUAAGGAUGUCAUCGAGGCAAUAGCAGAGUCCGCGUUCAAGACUUCAGAUUACCCUGUUAUAUUAUCGUUUGAAAAUCACUGCAGUCGCUUACAACAGCGUAAAAUGGCCCAGUAUUGUGUCUCCAUUUUUGGUGAUAUGUUGCUGGAUAAACCGAUUGACGAUUUUCCAUUGGAUGAUGGAAAGCCAUUACCAAGUCCAAAAGCUUUAUCGCGAAAGAUUAUUAUAAAGAACAAGAAAAAACUACCAAAAGCUGCGAACUCUGAGAGUGCUUCGGGUCAGGACGGUGCGACGUCAAACGGAAAUGAGGCGACAACUUCCGAUGUUACAGACGGUGAGACAACACAGAAUGGCGCUCCAGCAGUCGAUGAACUCAGUGAAAGCAUUAAAAGCGACGGUGGGGAAAAUCUCAAGGAUGUGCUGGAAAAAAACAAGGAAAAAAAAGAUGAGGAAGACGAGGUGGAGUCGGAGAAUGUCCUUUCAGAUUUAGUCAACUACAUUCAACCUGUUCAUUUCAAGAGUUUUGAUUAUGCUGAAACAAGAAACAAAUCAUACGAGAUGACUUCAUUUGUUGAGACGGUGGCUACAACUCUGCUGAAACAAGAACCGGUUGAAUUUGUGAAUUAUAAUAAGCGGCAGCUUAGUCGUAUUUACCCAAAGGGAACUCGAGUGGGGUCUGAGAACUACAUGCCUCAGGUAUUUUGGAAUGCAGGCUGUCAGCUGGUCGCUCUGAACUUUCAAACAUUAGAUGUUCCCAUGAUGUUGAACCUUGGAAAAUUUGAAUAUAAUGGAAAGUGUGGAUAUAUUCGCAAGCCUGACUUCAUGUGUCGCACGGACAGAUCAUUCGAUCCUUUCGCAGAAUCCACUGUUGAUGGAAUCAUCGCGGGCGCCGUUGAAGUGAAGGUCAUCUCAGGCCAGUUUCUUUCUGAACGUAAAGUUGGAACAUACGUAGAAGUGGACAUGUACGGCUUGCCAGCGGACACCGUCAGGAGAAAACACCGUACAAAAACCGUCACAAGCAAUGGCAUGAAUCCUGUCUACGACGACGAACCUUUUCGUUUUAAUAAGGUGGUUCUUCCUAAUCUUGCUGUUUUAAGACUAGCAGUUUAUGAAGAGAGCGGUAAACUAAUUGGGAAUCGCGUCUUACCAGUUGACUCAAUCCAACCUGGCUAUCGUCACAUCAAAUUGAAAAGCGACUGUAACCAAGCUUUGUGCCUUCCUGUGUUGUUUGUUUACAUCGUCACCACUGACUAUGUUCCCUCGGGAUUCUCAGAUUUCGCCGACGCUCUCACAAAUCCCAUCGCAUUCCAGUCCAAGGCUGAUCAAAGAGGUCAUAUGUUGGAAAGUUUAAUGGAUGAAGAGGAAGCUUCGUCGCAGGUUCCAGAGCUGCAACCUAAACUUGCACCAGCUUCGGUACCUGCAAACGCCCGCCGUGCUUCAUCGCAGUUCCCGGGUCCGACCAGCAAAUCUGUAAAACAAUCCAUGUCAGUUGGUAACCUUGGCAACGGAGCGCCACUCCCCUCGAACAGAUCAGUCUCGCUCACAGCGGAUCAUAUUGAACGGAAGGAAAAUUCUUCUAGAAAAUUCAAACGAUCUCAAAGCACUAAGAAGAGAGAGGAAGAACCCAAGAUUGUACCAGUUCCUAUUCAAGAAUUACGUGACCACAAAAACCUACAGAAAUUGAAAGAAAAACACAGAAAAGACAUGACGUUGUUAGUUCGUAAACACAUGAAGGAGAAGGAUCGAGUUCAGAAGCAGCAUUUCACGACGCAAGAGAAACUGGCGAAAGAUAUGGAUAAAGAAGUAGAAUCAACAAAAAAGAAGCUCGAUAAAACAUUGAAAAGAGCGACUAAAUCCGGAAAAUACGAGGAGAUUUAUAAGGAAGGCGUUCAAGAAGUAUCUAGUCUUCGCAAAGACCACGAGAUGAGGAUGAAUGUCUUGAAGCUGGACCAACGUGAAGAAGUGAUCACAUUGAUUGAAAAACAACUGAAGGAACAACAUGAUUUUGCCAAAGAAAGCAUCGAUCCUGAAUUUCAAGAGUUGCGUUCGGUUAUGGACAUAACUAAAACAAAACAAAGUAAAAAAUUAGCUGAAGUUCAUGUAAGAAAAAUAAACGAUUUGAAAAAAAGUCAAGAUCUUUUGAACAGCACCGAGCUGAAACUGGUCUCAAAGGAGAGGAAGUCCAAGGAUGAAAUUCAAAGAUUAAAACGGGAACAGAAUAAAAGGCAUAUUGAACAGGCAGUGAAAGAGAGGCAAAAGGCAAAUGAAUUUCAUGACAAGGAAAUGCAACAGUUAAAGGAGAGUCAUGAUCAACUUCUGGAACAACUGGAAGACGUCAAAGAGAAGAGCGUUCUGGAGUUGAAACAAUUGUACGAGAAACGUUGCAGGCAAAUUCGCAAUGCAGAUCUGGAAGUGCACUACGCAACCUUGUAUGCAGAAGAACAAGAAGAGUCCAAGUUAUGACCACAAAUGACGACAUAUCACCAUGACUACGACACAAGCCUGUCGCUAAAUGGCUCACCACCUUGUAACCACGGUAACUAUGACGGUAUCCAUUGUUGAUCAUUUAACACUGGACUUUCAAUGAAUGCUACGAGGAUCGGCGAUAUUCUGCUCGUUGUGAUUGCUUUGAGAAGAAGAGGAUAGUCAGCGUAUGAUUAUGAUGAAUGCGUGUGGCGAUCCACUUCAAAAAUUACGCUCAAUAAUUCCAUCGAAUGCUUCUGGUAUUAAACGCAUUAAAAACAGCACAACUCCUCAAAAAGACAGCAAAACGUCUUGACGUUUUCGAUCUAAGGGUAACGUUCUUGCUCAACUCUCCUUGAUGAAGGUUCUUCAGGUGGUUCAGCUGCAACAAUGAUUAACUUUGUCUUUUGGAACUCAUUAGUUUUUCUUCCACUUUCCUAUUUAAGAGGCCACCAUUUAGGCUUUCUGGUUUGAUAAAAACCUUUAAAAAUAUUAUAACGAAUCGGGGAUAUAUUAAUUUGUAAUCUAUAUUUAUGUAUGGUGUAAAUUUUACCUUGUGGGUACCGCAGCAGCACAAUUAUCGACGAUAUAUUUCAAGUGAAAUAGAACAAAUAAAAGUCGGGUAA
Molecule: messenger RNA, 5180 nt
Organism: Dendronephthya gigantea
Lineage: Eukaryota; Metazoa; Cnidaria; Anthozoa; Malacalcyonacea; Nephtheidae
Product: 1-phosphatidylinositol 4,5-bisphosphate phosphodiesterase beta-1-like
Exons: 36
Coding region: 919-4554 (1211 amino acids)
Biological process (GO): lipid metabolic process; phosphatidylinositol-mediated signaling
Molecular function (GO): calcium ion binding; phosphatidylinositol-4,5-bisphosphate phospholipase C activity
Source: RefSeq, a predicted model, not a curated record